This is a messenger RNA of Amoebophrya sp. A120, 1713 nucleotides long. NCBI's taxonomy places the organism in Eukaryota, Dinophyceae, Syndiniales, Amoebophryaceae. The record is from the annotation of a GenBank genome assembly.
AUCAAGUCAAAAUACCUGUAGGUCAAGACUUUUAUCGGUUUCAAUCUGUGAAAAGACACACGAAUCGAUCCAAAGUGAAACAGGUAAGAUCCAACACAAAGUCUGAAAUGACGGGCUGCACCGCCUAGAAUAUAUCUUAUUGUGAUGUUGAAGAUCUUCUUCUUCCCCUUGCGAUCGACGAGAGUUUCUACGCUAGGCGUUCCGAUCGUGGGGAUUAUUCGUUAAAUGCUAAAGCAUCAUUUUCAUUCUGACGUGACAGAUCCCAACCCGUGACAGCGAAAUCAAUGUGGAACAAGUUUGGUGCUUUACAAAAGUAAAAGAACGCGUAGUCUAACGAACUAAGCUUUGAAUCGGCUUAUUUUUUUCUGCGACAUUAUCGAACCUCAAACUCAAACUCAAAGCUAUUCAUUUACAAGAACAUUGAUUGGUCAAAAUGAGGCUCCUGACUCAUAACAUGCUGCAGUGCAACAAAAAAGGCGUCCAGAACGGGUUCCCUCUCAGAAUAAAAGCCAGUAAGAUUGUAUACGAGGAAACGGAGUUCAACGCAGUUUUUAUCGCUGCCAUGGUCCGAAAAGUCGAAUACCCGGCACUGCUGAAAGCGAUAGAGUAUAUUUUUACCGGUUUUGUCUUUUCGGUUUGCAUUUAAUAUCACAUCAAGUUUCACUUUCAUUCGUUCAGGCGUGAUUCUCGAUUGAAGAAAAGGACCUCCUAUGUAUCGCUUUUGUGAGAUGGAAAUGAUGUAACAAAAAAUUAUUUCUGAACAAAACUUGACAGGGACAUCCGGCAUUGCAGCAUUGUACGAGAAGAUGGUGGUCCAGAGAACAUGUCGGACAACAACGAGAGCGAGCCUGUGCCAGAGCUUCCCGUGCUUCCAGCAGUAUGGAUUGCAAAAAUGUCUGGGUCUGGAAGAUUGCGAGAUUUGUCAUGCUUGCCUGGCAUGACAAAAAACUUUGUGAUGCGUGUCCAAGAAGAGACCCUCUGUCUUGCCUGUCAUGCAAAAACGCAGUUUCUCAUGCGAACAAAGCAACACAAAAUAGCGCAGAUAUUUCUCAUGCUUGGCUGUGCAUUACAGAGCACUCACUAUUCCCAACAUAGCAUUACAAGUUUCCAGACCCAGACAUUUUUACAUUUCAUAAGCAGAGCUUCCAGACAACUGGGAGGACGAUGAAGCAUUGCUGGAAAAAUUGCACACGAUCCUGCUCUAUCAAAUGUAAAAAUGUCUGGGUCUGGAAAGUUGCAACUUGUGAUGCUAAUUCCGGAUCGUGCAAAAAUCUGUGUUGCAUGAAUGCCAAAAGCUGUCCACUUUUUACCAAGUUGAGAGGAAGUUUCUCAUGCAGGAUAGGCAUGAUACGGAUCUCACAGAAUCUGUCAUGCUAAGUAGGUCUCGCAUUCCAGACCUCAUGGCUCAUGCAAAACGUGCAUGACAAGUCUCAGAAUUUUCCAGACCCAGACAUUUUUGCAAUCCAUAUGCUCGAUGUCCUUUUAAUCGACGGGAGCUUGGUUUGUCCAGAAUCUGGUCGCGAAUUCCCUGUGGAGAAAGGAAUCCCGAAUAUGCUACUCCACGACGAUGAGAUCUAGACGAAUAUCAUAGAAACGAAGAGGCAAAAGCAAAAGAAUUUCUGAUCUUCAUCGAUCUUGCGCAGGAGGCAAACCGCAAAAAAGCUUUUAGUUUACUGCGAAUUGAGCUUUCAAAGUCAUUGAAGAGACACGUGG